CCGCCUGCUCCUCUGCACCUGCGCCCAGCCUGCCCACCACGGGUCAUCUGGAAGGUCAUAAGGAGCGGCGCUGAAGGCUUGCAGGUCCUCUUCGACGCCCCCAUCGCCGCCGCCGCCGCCGCAGGAGGGACACGACCCCAAGUCAAGGUGACGUCUACGCUUGCCCAGGUGAAUCAGGACAGGUAUGAGGCUGGGAGUGGGACAGACGGGCUCACUCUUCAUCCUGGCCCACCUCACGCUGCUGGCGGCCGAUGACAGAGUCACGUGUUGCAUGGGCGGCUGGAAGGUGGUGCGCGGGGUGACGCUGUGCGGUGAGCCAUGUUGCGCCGGGUACGAGGAGCGUCAACUCAAGGCCCCGCUCCUGGCCAGCCCCGUGCUCUGCCACAAGCUGACGGAGGCGGAGGCGAAGGCGAAGGAGGAGGCGAGACAGACGACCACCACCUCUACAACCACCACCACCACCGCCCGGCCCUCCCUCCUCCACCCCCACCUCCAGUUUCCCCCCCGCCCCCCGCCACGCCCGCAGUCUGACCCCCCUGUCGCCCCUAUGCUAGACCAGCCGCGUCGCUUCGCCCGCGCCGCCUCCCAGUACCGCGCCUUCCUCUACCGUCAUCGCCACGUCUUCCUGGGGCUCCUCAGGGAAGGAUUCUCGCGGAAGGAGCUCAUGGCCAACUUAGAGAGCUUCCUUAAUGAGAUCUCCUCGAUGGUGUACAAGCCGUCAGUCUGGUACGGCGCCUAGGCGGUGCAGCGGCCGGAGGAGGGAGGAAAUUGAGCGAGGCAGAAGAGAAAGGAAGAAAAAUAGGAGAAAAAACCUAAUGAUCCCAACCUAAUGAAUGCCAACCAAGAAUCUUCAGGAAUUUCUAUGGCCUAUAUUCUCAGACGCUUUUUCGGUUCUCACAAUCUAUAUUUCCAAAGGUCUUAAAAUAGAUUAGUCGGGUUCCCAUGAGUGCGUUUCACAUUCACGGUGCAGAAGCCUUGUCCAACCAUCACUAGGCUCAUAUAACUACCCCCAUGGAAAUACUAACACAACCUCUACCAAAGCCUUACCAAAUAUGAGUGAGUUAGCCCCGAAUUGUUUGAGAAUAUGGGACUCUUUUUCAUAUUAUGGCAUCGCGUUUGUUUGUCUUAAUUGGUCAUGCUCAGAAGCCUAUUCGAAUCUAUGAUGUUGCUAAAUAAAAUGAUUGGCGAUUUG
Messenger RNA from Eriocheir sinensis (Chinese mitten crab), 1192 nucleotides. RefSeq lists its product as uncharacterized. The transcript has 5 exons. Lineage: Eukaryota; Metazoa; Arthropoda; Malacostraca; Decapoda; Varunidae. The record is from RefSeq and is a predicted model, not a curated record. The coding region runs from base 185 to 739 and encodes 184 amino acids.